AUGCUGCGCUGUACAAUCCCUCGAGCUCUCGCCAGCAUCCCUUGUCGCUCGUGCAUCGUGCUGCCUCAGCAAUGGACCCGCAGCAUCGACACAUUUCGGCCGACGUCGCCCGUGUCCUCCGACGCGCCAACGACGCGACGAGACGAGUCCCUCGGCUACGUGCAAGAUCAACGCCAUCUCCGCCGAGAGAACUGCCACAUCUGUCUGGCCGAGCAGAGCCGCGAGCAGCUGGCGGCGAUGCCUAUCGUGCGCAAGGGCCGCGGCCUCUACGUCAUGGGCACGACGUGCGACGCCUGCUGGGCCGUCCUCUACGAGAAGGCGCAGCAGACGCAGGCCGAGACGUUCGCCCGGAACCAAGCCCGCAAAGCGCGGUCCGACGCCAUGCUCGAUGCCGUGCGCGCGAUUGACGCCUUCGAGGCCGUCCCCAUCAGAUACGCGUCGGAGAAGCUCGCCCGGUCGAGCGUUGGGCGACGGGGCAAUUCGCUCGAGUGGCAUCGCCGCCAUCUCGUCUCGUCAGCCUCGCGCCUGGGGGCUCUUUUGCAGAUCGCCAAGGUGCGGAACCGGUAUCAGUGCAACAAGCUGCGUGUUGAUGCCAUGGAUUUCGAGGCGUGGUAUCCGUAUGCACCGGAGCGGGGAGUCAAGUACACCAGCAUCUGA
Molecule: messenger RNA, 657 nt
Organism: Verticillium nonalfalfae
Lineage: Eukaryota; Fungi; Ascomycota; Sordariomycetes; Glomerellales; Plectosphaerellaceae
Exons: 1
Coding region: 1-657 (218 amino acids)
Source: RefSeq, a predicted model, not a curated record